CGGUAUUUUGACAACACCCAUCGUAUGAGCUUUGUGAUGAUUUAAUACAAUAACAAUAUAAAUUUUUUCCUGCGGAACGUACCGUACUGUAGCUGUAGUUACACAUCUGAAGUUGAACAGACUGAGGAAGAGAAACUUUUGCUUGAAGAAUGAAGGGCAUGUAUAAUUAAGGAGGUACUUCAAGUAACCAACACUGUGUAAUAUUGGGACAUCCUGCUGUAAUGAAGAAUAGAGAGUGAAAGCCUUCAAAGACAAAAAUCAUUAUAACUGUGGUCCAGAAGUACAGUAAAACUCCGUUGACAGCAAUGGAUAUACAGAAACCUGUUCUCAUGGGAAGACUUCUCAUUGGAAGGCAACUUGAAACUUACAACUGGCACAGAAAGAAAUUCCAUAGGUGCUGCAAGGCUAAGUAUAGGUCAGGCAAGGCUGUCAUGCUUACAAGUACUGCAUACAUGAAUAUUAUCAGCAACAGUAGUCUCCAUCAAGGACACAAGCAAUUGGCAUAUUUGAGCGCCAGAUUCCAGUCUUCUAAAGGUAAUAGUAGGAAGGAGAAUGGUAUGUCUUUGGCAACCCUUUAUCAUGCAGCUGGGUCUGUGAGCAACUCUGUACAAAGGAAGAUUGUGGAUGGAGUAUUCACUCCUGUCAUCUUGUACAGUUAUCAGCUGUUACCAAAACUCUCUAUCAGAGAUCACAAAGUGUUAAGCCAAAAGAGGGUUGACCAAGAGCGACAGAAUCUUCAACUUCAGAAUGAGAAGAUAGAUGAAAAAAGGGUGCCAAAUGUUGAAAACCACAAAAUACCUCAAAUUACUAAUCCUCCAAUUGUAGGGGAAAGACUAAAUGAAAGCAAAGCUGUAAAGUUUGACAUGCCUGAUUCAAAGAAAAAGGCUGCAGCUUACUGGGUUGAGUUGCCAUCCCUGAAGAAGUAUGCAUCUGAAAUGGGCCUCUCAGCAACACGUGUGCUUCAUCGAAAGAGAUUUGCAGAUGCCGUAGCAUCAGAGAAUCAUGCAGAGAAUAAACCUUUGAUGAAGAGCCAGUUUGAUUCAGAACAUUAUCAAUCUGAAUCACAACCCAUUAACUCAUCAGAAUGUGUAACAGACAAUAAAGAUCCCAAGCAGUUAAAUGAAAAUACUUAUCAAGAUAAUAAUGCGAGCUCUACCUCUUAUGUUCAGGACAAUGUAAAGUCUGCAGCUGAAGUUGCCCACCCAUCUUCAAGUAGUGUUUAUAAUAUCUUUAAAAAGUUUGGUUUCACAUCAUCAUCUGCAGCUGUUAGUUCAUCAUCAAUAAGUAGUGAUUCAGAUAAAGAUAUGGCAACUCAUAAAGUGACUAUGCCUAGUAAUCCUGAGAAUUCCAGAACAGCAGUGAAAUAUGAGGAUUCUGCAAGACAGAGUGCAUCAGCGUCAAGAGUGCUGUCAGAGGAAUCUGAUGAUUCAGGCAAGGAACAGGGCACAGUCUCUUACAUUUAUAACAAUUACAACCUCAAGUACAUUCAGGUAAAUCUUUUCAGGUCACCAAACUCAAUCUUAACAAUUAAGAAAAAGCAGAAACCUGUUGUUACUCUGCCUGCAAGUGAAGAAAGCACUGCGUAUUUUGAUUCAGAUAUUCCAUUAUUGGACAUGACUGAAGCUCUGAAUAGCAAGGAUGCAUCAGGAGUUGUUGGUAAUACAGGAAGCACACCAUCAGUUGUGGUUGAUAAGAGCAAGAGAUAUGCUGCUGUUGCAGACAAGAUCAAGGAGGAAAAUGCAAAGAUGAAGGCAGCUGAAGCAGACAAGCCUUCAAGAAAGAUAGUAAGACCAGUCAUCUCAAAGGCCAAUGUAGAUGCCAGGACCAAGUCUCUAGCUCAAGGAAUCACCUCUGCAACCUCUAAUGCCUCCUGUCGAAUGAAGAUUGAACGUCUGUGCAAUCACCUCAUUCAGUACCCAGAGUCGAGACAAGCUGCCAUUCAGGAAAGGCUUAUACCAACACUCCUGAAGGUAAAACAGAAGAAUAAAGAUACUGCUAUCCUUGCUCAGGUUCAUCAACUACUUGCUCAGUUGGGUUAUGCCUCUCCAGUCCAUAACAGAGGUAUCAGGAUUCUCUCUGUUGAUGGUGGAGGUUCAAGGGGUAUCAUUGCCAUUGAGAUUCUGAGAGAGCUUGAGAAACAAUCUGGCAAGCCAGUCCAUGAGAUGUUUGAUUACAUCAUUGGUGUCAGUUCAGGUGCUGUAUUAGUCUACCUAUUAGCAUAUGCCAAGGCAUCUCUUGAUGUAUGUGAACAACUCUUCAAGGAGCUUAGUGUAGAAGUCUUCAAUAGGAAUACACUACUAGGUACCAGCAAACUCUUCUUCAGUCAUGCAUUCUAUGAUACAGAUGCUUGGAUGAGGAUAUUAAGGAGUCACAUGCAUGGUCUCGGACAAAUCCCAGCUAUAGAAAUGUCACAGGAUCCAAAUUGUCCAAAGGUUGCUGCUUUAGCUACACUAAUGAAUGCAGGACCUAUCAAGAACUACCUCUUCCGUAACUACAACCCACCUCCUAAUACUACAUCCUUCUACCAAGGUUCAUCAAAGUAUCAACUAUGUGAGGGUCUUAGGGCAUCAUCAGCUGCUCCUGGUUACUUUGAAGAAUACAAACUCAAUGAUCAUGUCUUUCAGGAUGGUGGUGUACUAACAAACAAUCCCAGUGCUCUAGGCUUACAUGAGAGCAAGCUUCUAUGGCCAGACACACCCAUUCAAUGUGUGGUGUCACUUGGUACAGGACGCUAUGACCCUAUGGAAGAAGGACUAGAGUCACCAGAGUAUAGCAGUCUAAAAAAGAAGCUUUACCAGAUCAUGAUCAGUGCUACAGACACAGAAUCUGUGCACACAACCCUCCAAGACUUGCUCCCAGCUGGAUCCUACUUUCGCUUUAACCCUCUAAUGUCUGAAGACUUUCUUCUUGAUGAGAAUCGUCCAGAAAAGCUUGACCAGCUUCAGCAGGAAGCUUUAGACUUUGCGUCCAUCAACGAAUUGAGAAUCAUGCAAGCAGCUGGGGUACUGACCAGGGAGAAGUCCAGUCUUCAGAAAGCAAUGGAUUGGGUCAAACUUCAAAAGGACAUGUACCGCUGACCAGGUUCUACAAGACAUUCAAGACCUUUUGACCAUGAAAUGAAUUGAGAAUCGUGAAGCAGGUGUCCCAUGCUCUGUACAUCAUAUUGCUUUGCAGUUUAUGGGAAAUUGCAAUGUCUUAAAACUGUGUUUAGUUAUUAUUUUUAUUACCAAAUUAAUUCAUCCAAUUUUUCAUUGGUGUUCUAAGAGGGUAUGAUUUGCAAACUCAUAAGACACAAUAAGAUUGGUGAGCAGAACCCUACUGUAAGGUUAGUGUGGAAUGCACUUACACAUUAGAUUAAUUAUAUCACAGGUCUGACGAUAGCAAUAAUGAUAAUGCAGUUCUUGUAUUACCGCAUAUCACAUGAAUGUCCCUAAGCUCUUCCAAAGGACUUGGAUAUUGUUACCCUGGCUGUAGCCUUGCUUCCUUUUACAGCGCGGAAGCUUUUCAGGAGUAAAUACUGGUUUACCUCACCUAGGUUGAGCGAGGAAAAUGUGGAGAAUUUUUUGCCAAAUGAAAUUAUGCCAUGACUGGGAUUCGAACCCCUCUGUUGCAAAGUCAGAAGACCAAUCCACUGGGCCACAAUGCUUAACAUGAUAUGUAUAUAUUCAGUUUUCCUACUCUAUUAACAGAGCUAUCAUGAAAAUUUUAAUAGACUGCCUCACACUGUAUAACCUGCUAUGGUGUGAUUUCAACUAUUCACAGAGAAAUAUGUUUUUUUUUUGUACAUGUAGGUUUUGAAUCAUCCUUAAUAGAUUGAAUUGGAAUUGGGCAUCAUUCAUCAUUUCUUGUAUACCACCUUAUAUGAAAGGCAAUAUAUUGGUUCUAAAUUGUAACAACAUCAAAGCAGUCAUGUGAUUUGAAUUCAAUUUGGCGUCUGUUCAGGAUGAAGGAUCAACUUUUCACAAAUUUAUAUUUAGAAUAUUGUUUUAAAACAUAAAUUGAGAUUUGACAGUACAAAAGGGGUAAUCUAAUGCUUUCUGGGUUUAUUACCAAAAUCAAAUUGCUGUUUACAGAGUGGGGUGGGUUUAAUAUUGCAGAAUACAAUAUAAUUUAUCAGUGGCGUACGCAGGGGGGGGGGGGGGGGGGUUGAAGAGGUUCAAACCAACCCCUUAAAUUUUGUUGAUACCCAACCCCCCUAAAAUUGUUUUGAUUAUCUUUUUUUUUCUGGUCCACGAAACGACCUAAAAUUUGCGGUGAAGACCUUUUUUUUCCUUCUAAAUUUGUUAUGGGGUAGUAAACGAUGUAAAAUUGAUGGUAAAGACUUUUUUUUUUGGGGGGGGCGGGUUGUCAACAUUUCAAUCAGCUUGAAACCCCCCCUUUAAAAAAUGAAAUCCUGCGUACGCCACUGUAAUUUACCUCCAUUCAAGUACAUUGUAAUUAAGUUUAUUUAAGGAUUUCAUGAUAUAAAUCUCGAAUCCACAACUUAUGGAACUAUUGUUGCAGUCCUAGAGUGGCUAAGGGGUCAUUAAACAUAAAAAGAAAAGCGCAUACAUUGUAUGUGGUAGAUUGUACUACAAAGGUUCAUUUUUGGCAAUCAAUUAGUGAGGAUGAGUGAUUCAUUCUACUGUGAUGUAUGUGAUUGUACCAGUAUGCUAUACUUACAUUGUUAGAUGUGAUGCAAAUCCUCUGCACCAGUGACCUUGAGUCAUACUAGUGCAGACUUAAGCAUACACACUCUUUAACAGGAGGAUUGUUUAAGAUCAGUGGGAAUUAAAAGAGUUUAUUUCAUUAAUAUUUUUGUGAAUUUUAAUUGUUUAAAAAGUGAAAACACAGUUCAGCAAGGCCCUUGGGAUGAUAAAACUGAAAAUAUCUUAGCAAAUUUUUUAUAUUUUAAGUUAUGAAAACCCCUUAACAAUACAAUACUUUGAUCAGGGCUUUACAUUUUAUAUAUUAUAAAAUUUUGAUAUAUAUUUACUGGUAACUUCAAGAAAGUAUUACAAGUAUUUUAUCCUUUGAUAUUUAAAAAAAAUAUAAUAUUACAGUAUAUUAUUAAAAGUAACAAAUAUUGUGUAUUGGAAUGCCAGAACAAAUGUAUGACAGGCCAGUGUACACUGAUUGGUUUUUCAUGUUUUGACAUCCCACUGAAGGAAAACUGCUUGAUUCUUAAAGAUAAGAAUAUAUAUGUACAUGCAUGUAUUAAAGUCUUGUUUGUUCAAUUGUAGAGUUAACAUGUAAAUGCAAGGUUGUCGCAUGUCCAUUAUUACAUUUUCAAGACCAAUUCAUGUGCUUAUGUUCUAAAAUCUUAAAUAACUUGAAACCAUUUCCCAUGGCUAUGUUCAUCCCCCCCCAAAAAAAACGAUGUGAGUUCUACUACAAUUUGUACAAAUAUGUCAAGUGUAGUUGAGGAUUGGAUAAUUUCCUUUCAUGUGCUGCUAUCCCUUGAGACUUCAUUGCCAUACUGUAUAUAAAUGUCAUUUAUAGACAAGUAGCAGUCUUUUCAUAGUGGUAGAGCUACAUCAUGCUGCAAUUAUUAUAUAUUUUAUGUGAAGACAUCAAGUUGCCAACUCCUUAGACCUAUACAUUUUGCCAGAAAUCCUGUUAUGUAUAUACAUAUAUUUUAUGCAUGUUGCUUCUAUUUUACAAAGGUACAUCUUUGUAUUGUUAAUAUUUUCCCAUACUGCAUAUAACAGUGUAUACAUGUAAAGUGUAAUGACCAGUGGAAAUCCUCAAUGUUUCAUGUAAUAAGAGUGUCUGUUCUUGUACAAAUAUAUGUAGAGAUAAAUAUUUUUGUGAUUGACAUUUAAGUAUUUGAUUACUCUUUUCUCCCAAAUUAAUGGAAUGGUAAAUCCAGGAAUCAGAACUUUCUAAUAAUCUUCAAAUUGUUGCAAUAUUUUGCUUAACCAGGACAAAAGCUUCAAAACUAAAAAUGGUUUGAAAAUCUUUUAUAACACAUUGUGUGUGUCUAUUCCAUUAACGAAUCUGAGCAAAAAAGGAGGUUACUCAGUAUAUAAUAUAUGUGAUUUAUUACAUUUGUAUCAUGGGAUUGUUUUAUUUUUAAGGAGAGUUUAAUUGUGCAAUUUUGCUUCUUAUUUCUGUAUUAUAUUUUCAGAUCAAUGACUGAUCUGAUUAUGGACACAAAUGAAUCAAGAUAAUUUAUUGCAAAAUAUAGUACUAAAAACACACACAAAAAAAACAAGAUUCUGUUGAGUUAAAGAUGAAUUUCAAAAAUAUACAUUUUAUUGUUCUACAUAAUCUAUAAGAUUGUGAACAAUAACACAAGGUUAUACAAUGUUUUAUGUACAGUAAGUAAAAACUCAUUUAGACAUGAAUAUAUAUGUUGAUUGAAGCUUAAAUAUAUAAAACUUAAUAGUAAUUCA
Lytechinus pictus (painted urchin) is the source of this 6377-nucleotide messenger RNA. Its product is annotated as calcium-independent phospholipase A2-gamma-like. Bases 306 to 3077 code for a protein of 923 amino acids. Gene Ontology annotation, biological process: arachidonate metabolic process. The transcript is spliced from 8 exons. NCBI's taxonomy places the organism in Eukaryota, Metazoa, Echinodermata, Echinoidea, Temnopleuroida, Toxopneustidae. The record is from RefSeq and is a predicted model, not a curated record. Gene Ontology annotation, cellular component: membrane.